CCACAAAGGAGGCGGGGGGAGGGACACAUACAGAAAUAUAAAUAUAUAUAUAAUAGCGUCUUUUUGAUGCCACCUUUCCUAGCCCAAUUCUCUCUCCCUCCUUUCAAUGUAAUCAUCAAAGAAAGCUUGGCCAGAGGCAGCGUGUUUACAUGGUCUACAGGUGCGUUCGACAGUCCGUUUAGAAAAUGUCGGCUCAACUACCUCGCUCACGUUCCGAAUGCACGAUAAAGGUCAAACUGCCUAAUUCAAUCCACGUGCAAGGUGGCAGUAAUAAGGGGAACUGUGGUUUGUCCGUGAGCAGUCCGGAACUGAGAUCUAUGCUGAUCUAUCUCAACACGACUGUCCCACAAAACCUGCGACCAGAAACACUGUCCUCGUCCCACAAACCUCGGUCACGUGUCCGGCGUAGACUUACGACUGAUAUCAGACAGGCGGUCAGUUGUACUAUGUCAUCCUGUUGUGGCGUCAGAGUCUUUCUAAUCAUCUUACAGAUACUGUUGGGGGCCUUGAUUACAGGUGUCUCCGCCUAUGUUCACAUUAUAAUACCUGCCAUCCGAAUGAGAGAAAAACCUUUAUGGGCCGGUGUGCCACUCCUGCUGGCAGGAUUGAGCAGCGUGUUCUUCUGUGUGAAAGGAAAGAAAGACGAGGAGGUCUCGUUGAGUUUAGUUGUAGUCAAGACGGCAUGCAGCAUCCUGUCUGCGAUCUCAAUAUUUCUGUGUGUCACCGCCGCUGUGUUUUGUGGUAUCCACAUAGGUCACCUCUUCACCUACGCCUACUGUGAGCACGUGGACAACGGCUGUCUCUGCCACCACUCCCAAGACCAGUCCGCGAGGACCUUCUUGUACUCGCCUGUUGAAGACUGUCACUUUGUCUACCUCCAUGUUAAAAUAUUUAUCAUCGCCUCAGGUUCCCUGUGUGUUGUGGGAAGUUUGGUGGCUUUCUCAUUUGUCAUACACAUUUGGAAAUCAAGAUAUGGUAACAUUGCAGGCGGAGUUUAAGGCUUUAGAACGCUGGAUAUAGUGUGAUUCUGGAGUAGGAACAAACAAGUAUUUAAGAAAUAAAAUUAAGAGAAGGACGUCUUUAAAUAUGUGAAAAAUGGAACUAACGAAAAGAAGGGAGAUAAUUUGGAAACAAAUCAGUUUAAAAAGGGGAAAUUUGUUCGAAAAUGUUUAUUUCUGGCACACUCAGGGCUUUUUUAAAAAAUGUAUUUUAAUGGGUUUAUUAUUUAGGGUUAGGGUUGUUUUCUAUUUAACUGAUAAAGGUACAGCAUCAUUCCUAAAGAUACUAUGACUACUUGGAACAAAUAGAGUCACGUACCAUUUUGUCAUAACUAAUAGGACCAAUAUGUAGAUGUAUAGUUAGUCUUGGCUGUAGAUUGCAUUGACUCCAUAUCAAAGUUGUUUUUUCCAAACAGGUUCUGGUCUGUGUUAAUGUGAUAUCAACAUACUGCCUUACGAGACUAACAAACUCCAGAAUGUUGAUUUCAUAUUGUAACUGGCCCAAACAUGGUGUCAUUCUGUAUUAAUGUAUAUGUUUUGUAGCCACGUUAUAUGAGACAUGUACAUAGGGUAUUCUAUUGAUACAUUCUAUUGUAUUUAUAACAAAUGAUAUUCUUGAAAAUAAAGUGAUAUUAACCAA
Molecule: messenger RNA, 1638 nt
Organism: Biomphalaria glabrata
Lineage: Eukaryota; Metazoa; Mollusca; Gastropoda; Planorbidae
Exons: 6
Coding region: 186-998 (270 amino acids)
Cellular component (GO): dystrophin-associated glycoprotein complex; sarcolemma
Source: RefSeq, a predicted model, not a curated record